AUGGGGGCACUAGAAGAAAAAGUGGAAGCACUUCUGAAGUUAUCUCAACAGAAUGUAGAGGACAGGAAUUCAAAUGCUAUUACUCCUCAGGGUACACCAUUGCUAGCAGGACUUGCUACUGCUGCUACCGCUUAUGCUGGUAGAUAUGGCAUUCAGGCCUGGCAAGCAUUCAAAGCAAGACCACCAACUGCUAGAAUGCUUAAAUUUUAUGAAGGAGAUAAGAAAGAUGUCUGGCAAGCUAUGCCAAAUAGUAGCUUGUUGAAGCUUGGUGAACUUCAAAUUCAUGUUCAAAGCUUGGCUUGUUCAUACCAUUAG
Molecule: messenger RNA, 315 nt
Organism: Fraxinus pennsylvanica
Lineage: Eukaryota; Viridiplantae; Streptophyta; Magnoliopsida; Lamiales; Oleaceae
Source: the annotation of a GenBank genome assembly